CGUGAUUCUCCCGCCACACCUGGCAACCCGGAGCAGCGUCGGGCCGGGGGUUGCCAGGUGGGGCAGAACCGCGCCCGGCGGAGCUGCAGAAACAUGUCUGAGUUUGAUGAGACGGAGUUAAAGGAGGAAGAAAAGGUCCGUCCGCUGGAACACCGCGGGAAUCUGGUGGUGAAGUUACUCAGAACAGAUGUUGCGGAGCGUCGCGUCUUCAAAGAGGAGGAUGUUCCUCUCUGUUCUGACCCGGAACCUCCAGAGAAAGAAGAGGAGCAAAGGAAACCGUUCGUCUGCAAGUUCAGAUAUCAGCUUCAUCUCCAGGAGGAUCCAGAUCCCAUUCCGGGGAAGGAACAGAACCAGAAUCAGAGCCAGAACAGGGACUCAAACCCAACCAGAAAGACAAAGCAGCAGAAAAAGAGUCCAGCGUUACAGACCCGUUGCAACGCCGACGCAGCUAAAACGCCACUAGCAUGUGACCUUUGUGGGAGACAAUUUACGUCAAAGUAUAGCCUGAUAAGUCACUACAAAAUUCACACAAACGAGACGCCGCAUCCGUGUGACACGUGUGGAAAAGUUCUCCCGAGCAACACCAGGCUCCUUCAGCACAUGAAGAUCCACCAGAAACUGCACGCAUGUGAUAUCUGCGGGAAAACGUUUGCAGAAAAGUGUCACCUGAAGCUCCACGGCCGAAUCCACUCGGGCGAGACGCCGUACCGCUGCGACAUGUGCGGGAAAGAAUUCAGAUUGAAAGCCGGCUUGAAGGGCCACAGCAGGAUCCACUCGGAUGAAAAACCGUACCGCUGCGACAUGUGCGGGAAAGCUUUCAAGUGGAAGAAAAGCUUCGACAACCACAGCAGGAUCCACUCGGGCGAGAAGCCGUACGCCUGCCACCUCUGCCCGGAACGAUUCCACCAGUCGGACGCGUUAAGAUGCCACAUGUACAGACACACCGGAGAGAGACCGCACUCCUGCAAAACCUGCGGGAAAAGCUUCAGUAUGAAGGCGCACCUGUCCAGCCACAUGACGACCCACACGGGCGAGACUCCGUUCACCUGCCGGGAGUGUGGGAGGGGUUUCAAGUUCAAGGAGACGCUGACGCGCCACAUGAGGAUCCACACGGGCGAGAGGCCGUUCGUAUGUGGGACGUGUGGAAAGGACUUUUCUGUUCUGUUUAGUUUAUCGGAGCAUAUGAAGAUGCACACGGGGGAAAGGCCACAUCCCUGCGAAAUCUGUGGGAAACGUUUCGUACGUACUUGCAGUUUGAGUAGACACAGGAAAUGGCACCGUCGAGAAAAAAGUCGAAAUGCCGAGAAAAAAGUCGAAAUGUCGAAAUGUCAAGAAUAAUGUCGAAAUGUCCAAGUACAAUUUCGAGAAAAAAGUCGAAAUGUUGAGAAAAAAGUCAAAAUGUCGAGAAAAAAGUUGAAAUGUCGAGAAAAAAGUCAAAAUGUAUUUCAACUUUAUUCUCGAAAUUUCAACUUUAUUCUCGAAAUUUCAACUUUAUUCUCGAAAUUUCAACUUUAUACACAAAAUUCCACUUUAUUCUUGAAAUUGUAUUUCAACAUUAAUCUCGACAUUUCAACUUUUUUCUCGACAUUUCGACUUGUUUCUCGAAAAUAAUCUUCCCCUCUCAAAUAUCUUUUCUCCUGCAUGGCCUGAUACUACUGGUACUACUGUACCGUACAACUACUGAUUUCAACGGUAAAGUUUGGGGACGGAUGUCUUGAAUCUUGAAAAUCUGCAUCAAAUUUAAUAAAAUGCAAGACAAAGGACAGGGAAUUAUCCAUUUCUUGCUAGUUUUGUAGUUUUUUUGCAGUUUUUUUCUGGUUUUAUAGCUAUAAUUAAUAGUAAUAUGUAUUUUAUUGUAUAUUGCAUUAUUGCCUGUACAUGUAAUUAGUUUUGUCAUUUUUAAACAUAUGACUCCAAACAUGAUGCUGCAACGUCUGAACACCUUCAAAACGGAUUCUUAGCUCAUCAUUCAGGCUCGUUUUAAGGCUCUUGAUUUUGUGUAAAAAUACCCGCAGUUAAGUUUUUUGAUUAUUGACACCUUUCUCAUGUUUGCGGUCGACCCUAAUUUUUAUUAUAUUGUUGAAUAAAUCAGUUUUUUUGUACUGUGAUUUUAUGUCUAUCCAUUUUUCAGUUGCUGCAUUUAGCAAUUUAAAAAUAAAAUGUGUACUCUGUAAGUGAAAAAAAAGAUAUAAUAAUAAAAACCAGUAACUCGUU
Messenger RNA from Cololabis saira (Pacific saury), 2214 nucleotides. Its product is annotated as oocyte zinc finger protein XlCOF6.1-like. The transcript has 2 exons. The coding region runs from base 94 to 1338 and encodes 414 amino acids. NCBI's taxonomy places the organism in Eukaryota, Metazoa, Chordata, Actinopteri, Beloniformes, Belonidae. The record is from RefSeq and is a predicted model, not a curated record.